This is a messenger RNA of Danio aesculapii, 11680 nucleotides long. RefSeq names its product furry homolog, like (gene fryl). The coding region runs from base 441 to 10088 and encodes 3215 amino acids. The record is from RefSeq and is a predicted model, not a curated record. Gene Ontology annotation, cellular component: site of polarized growth; cell cortex. Gene Ontology annotation, biological process: cell morphogenesis; neuron projection development. The transcript is spliced from 63 exons. NCBI's taxonomy places the organism in Eukaryota, Metazoa, Chordata, Actinopteri, Cypriniformes, Danionidae.
UCAGCCUGCAUGAACAGACAGGUAGUAAGGUUUGGUCUCUGACUGUGUGAAAGCUCAUGUGAACUUUGGGUUUCAUUUCGGGAAGUGCUCACAGUUGGCCUAUGGCAUGUGGAGCACGGGCAGGUGGAAGAACUCAACGACUGGAUCAACAGGUGCUCACUUGUACCUCAUUCCAGCGUUUGUCGCCUUGGAUCUACUACUGAGAGCUUGUGGACUACAACUAGAGAUCAUAUGCACUGUGUCUGGGUGCUUCUAGGUUACUUGGAAAGAGGAACCUGUUGUGAGUUUUGUUUGACCGUGGUUUAGCCUGGGUGGAGGAGCUGUUCUGUGGUCGUCUGUCUGGUCACAGGCGGCCUGAUUCCUCAGAGGUGAUGGUGGGUGUCAGGGACGUCACUGUGCACCCGCACAGGCGCCUGGACUGAAAGUGUCACAGUGCAAACAUGGAAUUCCUCAAGAGCCUCGUUCCCACAGUUAUCUCUGGGGAUGGCGGGAUGCAGGCAGCGGACACUGCAGGAGUUUGCCCGCGGGAGACCGGCCCUCGAUUACUGAGGAUGAAACGGCUGGUUUCAAGUAACGAAGAGGAGCCAGAUGGAUCCAGUCCACCCAGCCGGCCGGUUGUCCGGCUACAUCGACAUCGAGCCAAAGCCUCUGUCCCUGUCAGCAACAGCAGUGUGAGUAGGCGAGGAACAUCCCCCUCUGCUCCACCCAGCUGGGAGAAGCGCAGCCUCCACCCCGCCACCAUGUCCAGCAUCACCAUCGACCCCGAGCUCAAGCCCGGGGAGUUUGUCAUCAAGAGCCUCUUCGCAGAGUUCGCUGUGCUCGCUGAGAAGAAGAUCGAGGUGGUCAUGGCUGAACCACUGGAGAAGCUCCUUUCCCGCUCGCUGCAAAGAGGAGAAGAUGCACAAUUUGAUCAGUUAAUAAGCUCUAUGAGCUCCAUAGCAGAACACUGUUUGCCUUCGCUGUUGCGGACACUGUUUGACUGGUACAGAAGACAGAGCGGGACAGAAGACGAGUCGUACGAGUACAGACCUCGUUCCAGCACCAAAUCCAAAGGAGAUGAACAACAUCGGGAUAAAGACUACCUACUGGAGCGAAGAGACUUGGCCAUAGACUUCAUGUUUUGUUUAGUUUCUGUGGAAGUUUUGAAACAGAUCCCCCUUCAUCCUGUGCCAGACACCUUAGUACAAGAAGUCCUUAACCUGGCAUUCAAGCACUUUAAACACAAAGAGGGGUACUCAGGCCCCAACACUGGUAAUGUGCACAUCAUCGCUGACCUCUAUGCUGAGGUCAUCGGAGUCCUCGCCCAAUCCAAGUUCCAGGCGGUGCGUAAGAAGUUCAUCACAGAGCUGAAGGAACUGAGGCUAAAGGAGCAAAGUCCUCAUGUGGUGCAGAGCAUCAUCAGCCUCAUCAUGGGCAUGAAGUUCUUCAGAGUCAAAAUGUAUCCUGUUGAGGACUUUGAGGCUUCGUUCCAGUUCAUGCAGGAAUGUGCUCAGUAUUUCCUGGAGGUGAAGGAUAAAGAUAUCAAACAUGCACUGGCUGGCCUGUUUGUUGAGAUCCUCAUCCCUGUAGCUGCUGCGGUAAAGAAUGAAGUGAAUGUGCCCUGCCUGAAGAACUUUGUGGAGAUGCUCUACCAGACGACCUUUGACCUCAGCUCAAGAAAGAAGCACUCACUGGCAUUGUAUCCCUUGGUCACAUGUCUGCUGUGUGUUAGUCAGAAGCAGUUCUUCCUCAAUAACUGGCACAUCUUUCUUCAGAACUGCCUUUCUCACCUAAAGAUGCCGUCAAACAACAGCAUCCGUAAGCAGAUUGAGACCCUGCAGAACAAAGACCCCAAAAUGUCUCGUGUAGCACUGGAGUCUCUGUACAGGCUGCUCUGGGUUUACAUCAUUAGGAUCAAGUGUGAGAGUAACACAACCACACAGAGUCGGCUCCUCAGUAUUGUAACAGCACUUUUCCCGAAGGGCUCUCGCAGCGUGGUGCCCAGGGACACACCUCUUAACAUCUUUGUUAAGAUCAUUCAGUUUAUCGCUCAGGAAAGGCUUGACUUUGCCAUGAAAGAGAUCAUCUAUGACCUGCUGUGUGUGGGCAAGUCUCACAAGACCUUCACCAUAAAUCCAGAGAGGAUGAAUAUUGGUCUGCGGGCCUUUCUGGUGAUAGCUGACAGCCUACAACAGAAAGAUGGCGAGCCACCUAUGCCCACUACAGGCGUCAUCUUACCCUCAGGCAACACACUGCGGGUCAAAAAGAUCUUCCUCAACACCACCCUGACAGACGAGGAAGCCAAGGUCAUCGGUAUGUCUCUAUAUUACCCUCAGGUUCGGAAGGCCUUAGAUAACAUUCUUAGACACCUGGAUAAAGAAGUGGGACGAUCCAUGAGCAUGACCAACGUUCAGAUGUCCAACAAAGAACCAGAAGACAUGAUCACUGGGGAGCGUAAGCCGAAGAUUGAUCUAUUCCGGACAUGUGUAGCUGCCAUUCCCAGGCUAAUCCCAGACGGCAUGAGCAGACAGGAUCUCAUUGAGCUACUGGCCAAACUGACCAUCCACAUGGAUGAGGAGCUGCGUGGUCUGGCGUUCACCACUCUGCAGGCUCUGAUGGUGGACUUCCCGGACUGGAGAGAGGACGUGUUGUCUGGUUUUGUGUAUUUCAUUGUGAGGGAGGUGACUGAUGUUCACCCCACUUUACUGGAUAACGCUGUCAAGAUGCUGCUGCAGCUCAUCAUACAGUGGAGACAGGCGGUACAGAGCAACAACCGCUGCCAUGAUUCACAGAGCCCGUCUCUCCCUCUUGAGCGAUCUCCUCUCUGGACAGUUCUGCAUGUGGUGGAGGGUCUGGCUCUGGUGGUGCUGUGCAGCUGUCGACCUGCAACACGCAGACUCGCCGUCAACGUCCUCAAAGAGGUCCGAUCGCUGCACACGGCCCUCGGCAUUGCUAAGGGAGAUGAAGAGUUGGCUAUAGACGUGAUGGACAGAUUGAGUGCUUCAGUCCUCGAGAGCUUUAUUCAUCUCACGGGGGCUGAUCAGACAAAUCUGCUGUAUUGUCCCAGUGGAAUAGACCUACAGACUUUGGCAGAGUGGAGUUCUUCUCCCAUCAGCCAUCAGUUUGAUGUCGUAAGCCCCUCUCACAUCUGGGUGUUUGCCCAUGUGACGCAAGGUCAGGACCCCUGGGUCAUCAGUCUGUCUAGUUACCUUCGUCAAGAGAACCUGCCCAAGCAUUGCCCCUCUGCACUGAGCUACGCUUGGGUCUUCGCCUCCACCCGGCUUCAGCUGCUCUCUCCACAAGUUGACAUUAACAGCCCAAUCAAUGCCAAGAAGGUGAACAGCAUGAGCAGCAGCAGUGACUCAUACGUGGGCCUUUGGAGGAACUACCUAAUCCUGUGUUGCAGCUCUGCCACCUCUUCGUCUUCAUCUUCCUCAUCCUCUUCCUCAUCUGCCGGCUCUGUCCGCUGUUCCCCACCCGAGACGCUGGCAUCUACUCCAGACAGCGGAUACAGUUACGACUCAAAGAUCAUUAGCAUUCCGUCCCCAUCCUCCUUGUUCAAGCAUGUGGUUCCUAUGAUGCGCUCCGAGAGUAUGGACAUCACUGAGUCUCUUGUCCUGGGGCUUGGCCGGACCAACCCUGUUGCCUUCAGAGAGCUUUUAGAGGAGCUAAACCCCAUCAUCAAAGAGGCGCUAGAGAGAAGGCCAGAGAACAUGAAACGACGCCGGCGUCGUGACAUUCUCAGAGUCCAGCUGGUCCGGAUUUUUGAGCUACUGGCCGAUUCGGGAGUCAUCAGUCAGACGGUGAGUGGUGGUCUGGACGGCGAGUCUCACUCUCUGAACAGCACUUUACUGGAGUACGUGGAUCUUACCCGACAGCUUCUGGAGGCAGAGAACGACAAAGAUUCAGACACGCUGAGAGACAUCCGCUCUCACUUCAGCGCACUAGUGGCCAACAUCAUCCAAAAUGUUCCAGUUCAUCAAAGGAGGAGUAUUUUCCCUCAGCAGUCAUUGAGACAUAGUCUGUUCAUGCUCUUCAGUCAUUGGGCUGGACCCUUCAGCAUCAUGUUCACACCGCUGGACAGAUACAGUGACCGCAACAUGCAGAUCAACAGACACCAGUACUGCGCACUGAAGGCCAUGUCUGCAGUGCUGUGUUGUGGUCCAGUGGCUGAUAACGUCGGCCUGUCCUCUGAUGGGUAUCUGUAUAAGUGGCUGGACAACAUUCUAGAUUCUCAAGACCGCAAGGUGCAUCAGUUGGGUUGUGAGGCGGUGAUGUUGUUAUUAGAGCUGAACCCAGAUCAGAGUAAUCUGAUGUUCUGGGCAGUGGAUCGCUGCUAUACUGGCUCACGCAGGGUCGCUGCAGGCUGCUUCAGAGCCAUCGCAAAUGUCUUUCACAACAGGGAUUAUCAGUUUGACACUGUGGUUUUGCUGAAUCUCAUCUUGUUUAAGGCUGCAGACUCUUCUAGAGACAUCUAUGAGGUUGCAAUGCAGCUAUUGCAGAUUUUGGAGCCGAAGCUGUUUCGUUAUGCCCAUAAACUGGAGAUCCAGCGCACUGACGGAGUUUUGUCUCCAGCAUCUCCUCUCCCACAUCUGUAUUCAGUUUCCUAUUACCAACUCAGUGAAGAACUGGCAAGGACUUACCCUGAACUCACACUUCCCAUCUUCUCAGAGGUGAGUCAGAGAAUCCAGACAGCACACCCUGGUGGCCGACAGGUGAUGCUGCAUUACCUGCUACCCUGGAUGAACAAUGUGGAGCUGGUGGAUUUCAAGCCUUCGGUUCGGCGUCAAGAGGAGCCUUCGUCUGCAGAGGAAGAGGAAGAUGCUCACGAGAGAGAGCUGAUGAUGUUGAACAGCCGUCGCUGGCUGAAAGGAGAGGGCUGGGGCUCACCACAUGCCACUACUAUGAUCCUAAACAAUCUCAUGUUCAUGACUGCAAAGCUUCAAGACGCCUCUUGUAUGGAGAAUGGAAUCGCAUGCAGUGCUCAGUAUGGUGAUGAGUUUGCGUGGUCAGAAAUUGAGAAUGUCUGGACCACUUUAGCUGACAGCUGGCCCAAAAAUCUGAAGAUCAUCCUGCACUUCCUCAUAAGCAUGUCAGGAGUCAACAGUGAACCCAGUCUCCUGCCUUACGUGAAGCGUGUGGUGGUGUAUCUGGGCAGGGAUAAAACGAUGCAGCUGCUGGAGGAGUUAAUGUAUGAGCUGGAACUAACAGACCCAGUGUCCUCAGCUGUCACUCAUAUGGACAACCCACCUUACUACCGCAUUACUUCCUCCUACAAGAUCCCUUCUGUUACCUCAGGAACAGCCUCCAGUAGCAACACCAUGGUACCUGGACCUGAUGGACAUCAUGACAGCAAACUCAAAGAUUCAAACAUUGAGGACAGUUACACUCAUUUGGAUAUAUACACUGGCCUGAACAGUAAUCUGAACAGACAGCACCAUCGACUGGAGUCCCGCUACAGUAGCAGCUCAGGAGGAUCCUAUGAGGAGGAGAAGAGUGACUCUAUGCCUGUCUAUGCUAACUGGCGUCUGAAGGUGAUGGACCAUAACCGGCCAGAGCCCCUACCGUUUCCACCCACUGGCGGCUGCUGGUCACCUUUGGUCGAUUACUUGCCUGAAACCACCACACCUGGAGUCUCCCUGCACAGAUGUAACAUCGCUGUGAUCUUGCUGACGGACCUCAUUGUAGACCACGGGGUCAAAGUGGAAUGGAGCGCGUACCUUCAUCUGCUACUGCAUUCCAUAUUCAUAGGUUUUGACCAUCAACACCCAGAGGUCUAUGAGCACUGCAAGCGUUUACUGCUUCACCUGCUUGUGGUUCAGGGCACCAACAGCAGCGUCCAGUCACUGGCGUCUGUACUGCUUCGCAACCGUGAGCUGAACGAACCCAGAGUUCUGACCGUCAAACCCACUCUUCAGGAGUUUAACCUCACAGGUGUCACAGAGCUGAUGUCAGACUAUCAGCCAUCUCCGAUGACAGACUCUGGCUUGAGCUCCAGCUCCACAUCCUCUAGUAUCAGUCUGGGUGGCUCGGCCCUCCCUCACCUUCCCCCCACUCUCCUUAAUGAGGUGGACCUGUCAGCAGAGCAGGACGAGAAGGUCAAAAACCUCAUCGAGUUCAUCAGCUCAAGGAAGCGUGGACCACUGUGGAACCAUGAAGAUGUUGCUCCUAAAAACCCUAACAUCAAGAGUGCUGAUCAGCUUAGUGUGUUUCUCCGGCAUGUUGUCAAUGUCUUUAAACAAACACCAUCUGGUUUCCAGUUGGAGCAGGAGUUAAGUGAAAUUGCUCUUCAGACUGCUCUGUCCUGCUCAUCACGCCACUACGCUGGGCGCUCUUUCCAGAUCUUCAGAGCACUGAAACAGCCAAUGACAGCUUCUACGCUGUCAGAUAUGCUUUCCCGUCUGGUGGAGACUGUGGGAGAUCCAGGGGAAGAGGCUCAGGGAUUUGUUAUCGAGUUGCUGUUGACACUAGAGGCUGGUAUAGACACUCUGGCUGAAACAAUGAAGAGCUACGACCUGCUCACUGCAAUCUCACAGGCAUCCCAUGAUCCUCUGCAUGGCACCAAAUUUGCCAAUAACAGGAAAAGCACGGGUCAGUUGAACCUCGGCAGCAGUUUCUUGCAUGCCCAUUACAGCCACGCUCGCAGCAACUCUCUGCGAGCCAGUCUGAUGGGUGAACGCAUGGGAGACCGACGCCGCAGCAACACCCUGGAUAUAGCCGACCGAUUGGGUGGCAGCCACGGCAAUCUAGCCCGAACACGAAGCUUAUCAUCUUUACGAGAAGGUAGCGUUCGUGGCGAUGGUGGAGGAGGAACUGGAGGAGGCUCUGGUGAAGUGGUCCCGCAGACCGACCCCACCAACCUGAUGGCCACAGUCUUCUGGAUUGCGACCUCACUGCUAGAGUCUGAUUAUGAGUUUGAGUACUUGCUGGCACUCAGACUGUUGAACCGACUGCUGGCACAGAUGCCCCUGGAGAAGGCAGACAGCAGGGAGAAGCUGGAGAGAGUGCAGGCCAAGCUGAAGUGGUACAACUUCCCCGGCCUGCUGACACUCUUCCUGAAGGGCUUCACUUCAGCUGCCACGCAGGAGCUCACCAUUCACCUACUCAGCAAACUCAUCACCGUGUCCCGACACACACUCAUCGACCCCUCACAGCUAGCAGGUUUCCCUCUGAAUAUCCUGUGCCUUCUGCCGCAUCUGAUCCAGCACUUUGACAACCCCACGGGGUUCUGUAAGGAGACUGCUGAUCGGAUCGCUAAAGUGUGCGCUGAGGAAAAGUCAGCCACGCUGGCAAACCUGGCACACAUGAUGAGCCUGUACUCCACGCACAGUUACUCACGAGACAGCACCAACUGGAUUAAUGUGGUGUGUCGCUACUUGCACGACUCCUUCGCUGAAAUUACCUUUAACCUGGUCACGUACCUAGCUGAGUUGUUGGAGAAAGGACUGAACAGCAUGCAGCAGUCAUUACUGCAGAUCAUCUACAGUCUACUGAGUCACAUUGACCUGUCUGCUGCUCCUGUCAAACAGUUCAACCUGGAAAUCAUGAAGAUCAUUGGCAAAUAUGUACAGAGCCCCUAUUGGAAAGAGGCCCAGAACAUCCUAAAGUUGGUGGUGUCCCGCUCUGCGAGCCUGGUGGUUCCUGAUGAGGUGCAGCGCUCUUACAGCACAGAGUCCACGGGCUCCCCGGAGAUCGCUUUCACACGCAUAUUCAAUAACUCAUCCAAAGAACUGCCAGGAAAAACACUGGACUUCCACUUCGACAUCUCAGAGACACCUAUCAUAGGUCAUAAGUAUGGAGACCAGCGAAGUGCAGCGGGGCGUAACGGAAAACCACAGGUGAUUGCUGUGACAAGAAGCACCUCCUCUACUUCUUCCGGCUCCAAUUCAAAUGGUCUGGUACCAGUCAGCUGGAAGAGGCCGCAGCUCUCGCAGAGGAGAACUCGGGAGAAACUAAUGAAUGUCCUGUCUCUGUGCGGGCCGGAGUCCGGCAUGCCUAAAAAUCCUUCUGUGGUGUUCUCCUCAAAUGAGGAUUUGGAUGCAGGUGACCAGCAGACCAGUCUGAUCCCCACUGUAGAAGAAGCGACACGGGAGGAGGAAGCACAAGCGGAAGAUGCAGGAAGUGAACAGCAGUUUGGUGUCUUCAAGGACUUUGACUUCCUGGAUGUGGAGCUGGAGGAUGGAGAGGGGGAGAGCAUGGACAACUUCAACUGGGGUGUGCGGCGUCGCUCUCUGGACAGCAUUGACAAAGGUGACGGUGACACCCCAUCUUUGCAGGACUGCCAGUAUUCGGGCAGCACGCCCAGUCUCAUCCAGCCGGAGGACACCGAUGAGUCAUCUGAGGAGGAGGUACUGAGCGCUAGCCAGAUUCUCACCCGCUCCAACCUCCUUAACAGUGAUUCUGCAACCGACGAUGCCAUAUCCAAUCACAUGGAUUCCCUACAGCAGUCGCAAGAGUCUUCCAGUAGUGUCCUGACAGAAGAGGCCACGCCCACCCCACUGCUGCACCGCCCAGAUAGCCCCGCCCACGACACUGCCCGCUCUGACAGCAAUAGCAGCCAGUUGCCUGAGGAUGCCAGUGUAACAGCUGGGGAUGAAUUAAGCAGCAGUGUCAGUGAGGAUACAGGGUUUGGCAGUGCCCCUCCUCUGCCCUCAGACCCCCCCGAGCUCUGUGACUUACAUGACUCCCAGGACCCCACAGACGACCUGGAUCCAGCCCCACCGCCUCCACCGGCCAUGGACAGCCCGCCUGGGUCCCUCUUUGAUGACGAACCAGGGAUUACACCCUCCAUCAUAGACACCAGAUUAGACUCCAUGUGUGAGGAGGAGACCGUCCUGCCGCUGGUUUUGGACUCGGCCCCUGAUUCAGUCUGUGAGGAUGACGUGACGCUGGCUUUGAAAGAGCUGGAUGAUCGGUGCGAGGAAGAGGAGGCAGAUUUUUAUGGACUAUCCAGUCAAGACGAAGGCGACACGGACGGGUUUCCUGAACUCCAGGCCUCGCCACCUCCGUCGCCCUUUCUCUCUGCUAUUUUGGCAGCAUUCCAGCCUGUAGCCUACGAUGAUGAGGAGGAUGCCUGGCGCUGUCAUGUCAACCAGAUGCUGUCAGACUCGGAUGGGUCUUCUGCUGUGUACACCUUCCAUGUGUUCUCCCGACUCUUCCAGCACAUUCAAAGGAAGUUUGACUCGAUUACCCAUUCCUCUGUCCACUUCCUUGGGGAGGGUCUGCAACGAAUGGGAAACCAGUUCCUGAGCUCUCUAGAGGUCAUGACUUCCUGCUCCCAGUGCCCUACAGUCCUACUGGAUGCUGAAACUUUGGUCUCUUGUGGGCUCUUGGAGACACUAAAAUUCAGUGUGUUGGAGUUACAAGAGCAUCUAGAUACUUACAACAGCAAGAGAGAAGCAGCCGAGCAAUGGUUGGAUAACUGCAGAAAGACCUUUGGUGAUAAAGACAGCAACCAGCGACCCAACACUCAAGCUCAGCAAAUGGAAAUGCUAGCAGAGCUUGAGUUGUGUCGACGGUUGUAUAAACUCCAUUUCCAACUCCUGCUGCUCUUCCAGGCCUACUGCAAACUCAUCAGCAGAGUAGACACCAUCAAGAGAGAGGCGGAGGUGACUAACAUGUCCGAGGAGCUGGCCAUAUUAGAGAGCUGUCUGAAGGAGGCGGAGUCGGUAAAUGAUGAACAGGACAUUGGCGAGUUUGAGGUGGACCAGUCGAGCACAGAGACGGCCAUUCACUCCCUCAUCGAGAGUCUCAGAGCACGAGACUUCUGCACAGCCAUCACUCAAGUUAAAGCCUUCAGGUGCCUGUGGCCCAAUGACAUAUUUGGCAGUGAUCGGGACGAUGCAGUGCAGACACUGCUGCACAUCUACUUCCGGCACCAGACUCUGGGUCAGACGGGGUGUUUGGCAGUGGUGGGGCCCAGCAGGGAUCUUUCUCAGGCCAGCGCUCGCCUCAUGGAGCUCAACCUUCAGAUCCGCGAAGCUCUCUGCCAGGCUCAAACACACCCGCACCUGCAAAGCCACCAGACGCACAUCCAGUCCCCGACGCCCACAGGCCACAUCCAGACGCAGAUUGACACGCAAAAUACAGUCCUCAGCACUGGACUCUAGAUUAUCAACCAGCUCCAACUCUUCCUCCGGGGACGACAGGUUCGCCGAUUUUCAUGUAGACUUCACCUCAAAGGGCUAAAGAAUGUGUGGACAUUAGUGACUCCAAACUAUUAGGCACGCAACACGUUUCUAUAAUAUAGUUUAUCCUCUGCGGAUGGCGGAAAACGUACAAAGAAUGGGACCGGUCAUUAGGAGGGACACUAGGCGAUUAUGAUGCUAAAUUCAAAGCGUUUUGUUUUGUUUGUUUGUUUAUUUUUUGGCGGAAUGACCUAUGACCUCUUGGGAGUUGUUGUUUUUUUUAUUUUUGAGUGAUUCACAUCCGUCUGCCUCACUAUGCACUGGGGCAGAGAUGGGAUUUGGAGCGUUUUUGUGAUUUACCUGCGAGAUUUAUCGCAGACAUAAAGAAAAGCAUGCUUGAAAGACAGAAGCCUGCAACUUAUUUUUUUGAGAAAUGUAUUUUUUAACAGUCUUAGGUUGUAAAUGUUAGGAUAUUUAACAUGUAAUUGUAAGCAAGGAGCCGCAUAUCCUCCGUUUAAAGAGAGGUUUAUCUGUUUAACUUUAUUGACCUGCAUCGAGGAGAACUUUCAGCUUUCACUGGGCUGCUCAUACAAAACCCGUAAUCUAUAACCAAAUAAGUAGCUGCCUGUAGAAAAUACCAUAGACACUUAUGUGUGUGUGUGUGAGUGCGAGUGUGUGAGUGCGUUUGACAUGGACUGAUAUUUGCACACCCGUUCUCUCUCAUACAUGCACGUUAACAAACCGAGAUGCACAGGUGAAGUGCAAACUGGCUGCAACUCAUGGAAAUAUCAAUAACUUAUUUUACUCUGUAUAUAUUUUAGAAAAUGUAUAGUGUAAAAGCAGUAUUUUUUUCCUUGUACAUUUGUGUAAUGCACUGUUCAAUCAGAGAGAGCUCAGAAGAGGGUGACGACUAAUGCAAAAAAAUCAAAAUAAAUAAAUAAAUAGCGAGUUGACUAGGGGUGUACGGGCUGCCCUCUCCUUUAUGAUAUUAUGCCACCUUAAUCUUCAAUAUUUCCCGACGAAUGAGCUCUUGAAUGGGCUUUUGCCAUAUGCAUUCCUUGAUACCCACUGUGAUCUCCAUGUUGGCUCAAAGUUCCCCGACGGAGGCCCCCUACUGGAGCCCCCUGCUGUGGGGGAACUGGGGCCGGUGUUUGUCCAUGUUGGCUCUGUCUUAACUCAGGGCUGCACUGAGGGUUCGUGGGCUUCUGAAAGGCACCGCGCUUCGCUUGCCGAGCUCCAAGAGACAAAGCUGUGUCCUCAAAAGCGUAGACCGCAAACGUAUGGUGCGGGGGAACGAUUAAUCUGUCGCGGCACAUUGAGAAAUAAAAACGUUCACUGUACUCAUUCCUCUCAGAGAUCUCUUCUGUUGCUUUGUUUGGUACAUUUUGAAUGCUGUUCUUAAUUAUUUAAUGGAGAUAUUAUUUACCUUGACAAAAUAUAGUUUUUAUCUAGAGGUGCAUUAUUCUUAUUUUCCUCCCUUCCCCUUCACACAUUUCUCUCUGGUUUGUCUUCGUUUGUCAUCUGAUUUACCUGCUUUUCCCCUGUACUGUUAAAUAAAACUCUGAUUAUAAGCA